AACAGAGAAUAAAAUCACAAAAGCAGAAAAAAGUGGUAACGUACGUUUUAGUUCUUAACUUUGAAAAUUUGUCUUAGCAGAUUUUUGUCGAUUCAGUGAACUUAGGCGGAUUCAAAACUUCUGAAUGGGCUUAUAUUUUAAAAUGGGCCUAAAAGUAUCAAUUUAAAAGCCCAAUUAUUUCAUAAGCAUCUUCUCUACCUCGCGCGCUCUUCGUUAUGCUUUUGCCGGCGUCGGAUCUCGCCGAUGUCUCCUCCGUAGAAAUUAUUUUAAAUGUUGUGGAGCUUUAGGGUUUUCUGGUAAGAGACUCUGCGAGAUGAAUCCGGCGAAUUUUCAGCCUCCAAAUCCUCCGUUCCACUGGGCUCCGAUGUUACCUCCGGACCCGCCUCGUUGUGGUAUGUUUUGGACUCCAAAGAACAUAACUGAUCAGCUCAAACAACUCCAAGAUACGCUUAACCUGGCUAAAUCAGUGGAGAAGGAACUGGAAGCAUUGAAGAUGAUCAAAUAUGCUAAAGGUUCAGCGGAAAUUGUAGAACAAGGUUCAGGAGUAGAGUGUUUGAGAUAUCUAGAAGCUAUGAAGAUGGAUUUGGGACAGCAGGAGAUGCUUUCAGUGGAAGCUGCUAACUCCUUGAUGUCUACCUUGAGAUCACAGCUUGAGCCUUUUAGGUUUGUUGUUGAUGAGAAUAGUCCAUGGGAAGAGAAAUCUGCAGCAAUAAGAUUGACUUGCAAAAUGAAGAAAUCGAAAAGGAACAAACUGUGGAAGAAGCGAAAGAGACGGUGUGUUGCUGAGAUGCGUGCUAAGGAGCCUGAAAGAUUUGAACAAGCUGAUCGAGAGGCCGAUGAAUGGAGGGAAAAAGAAAUGGCCAAGGACAUGGCAAAUAGAAAGGUCGACGAGAUGAAGGCUAUUGAGAAGAUCAAGGCGAAACGAGAGCGAAGGAGACUAGAACCCGAGCUUGAACUAGCCCUAAUUGUUGAGGAAAUGCAAGAGUUACGUUCCAUAAGAAUUGAAAAACUAAAGAAGCAAGGGCAUUUCCUUCCUGAAGAAGAUGACAAGUUUUUCGAAAGUGUUCGAGCUGCGGUGGAGCAAGAGGAAACCCAAGCUCAGUCCCUAAUCAACACAGAGACCGAAGAGAAUGUCAUUGCCUCUGAGGAGGACACUACUCUCACUGCCAGUAACAAAACCAACAAAGACACAGAUAAAGAUAGCAAUAAUAUUGCAGCUUCUUGUGAAAAGACAAUGAAAGCUCCUAAAAAUGGUUGCGACAAUAUAUCGAAUUUACCAGUCGAGUUCUAUCACUACUACUACGGAAGCAAUUUCGACAUGGGUAAACUUAUUGAGAUCAGAAGAGAAUGGGAUGCAUAUCUGAGUCCCGGAGGAAGCCGGAUUCCUGGUCACUGGGUCCAGCCGUCGCCACCAGCUAAUGAGAUUUGGGCUUCUUGUCUUCUUAAUACUUCCAAGAGAGAUCUUAGUUAGUAGCUGUUGGGAAUUUAGGAUACAGGUUUCAGCCAGCACCACUCAAGAUCAUGUGAUUUGGUCAUUUGUCUCUGUUUUGAAACAGAAACAGUUCACAAAGUGAUUAAUAAUUAUAAACAGAACACUACUUGAGCAAUAUCUUAGUAGUCCUCACUUGCAAUGUCAUUCUUACAGGGAUUAACCUAAUCAUGUUUCCCCAUAUGGCCAUAUGUUGAAGUUCACAUUUUAAAUACGUCAUUUGUCACCAGAAUUUCCACCAAUAUAAUUUCAAUGUGUUUUUGAAUCAUGUUAAUUUUCGAUUUAGACCAUCUGGUAAGUAAUCCAUUGUAGAACAUCAAAAACGUCUGAUAACGUUUUUUU
Molecule: messenger RNA, 1831 nt
Organism: Arabidopsis lyrata subsp. lyrata
Lineage: Eukaryota; Viridiplantae; Streptophyta; Magnoliopsida; Brassicales; Brassicaceae
Product: U11/U12 small nuclear ribonucleoprotein 59 kDa protein
Exons: 9
Coding region: 314-1471 (385 amino acids)
Source: RefSeq, a predicted model, not a curated record